This is a messenger RNA of Knipowitschia caucasica, 2421 nucleotides long. Lineage: Eukaryota; Metazoa; Chordata; Actinopteri; Gobiiformes; Gobiidae. The record is from the annotation of a GenBank genome assembly.
AUGGUUUACACGAUGGACAUUGCCCCGCCCCGCACCAAGCCGCCCAGCACCAAGCCGCCCAGCACCAAGCCGCCCAGCACCAAGCCGCCCAGCACCAAGCCGCCCCGCACCAAGCCGCCCAGCACCAAGCCGCCCAGCACCAAGCCGCCCCGCACCAAGCCGCCCAGCACCAAGCCGCCCCGCACCAAGCCGCCCCGCACCAAGCCGCCCCGCACCAAGCCGCCCCGCACCAAGCCGCCCCGCACCAAUCCGCCCAGCACCAAGCCGCCCAGCACCAAGCCGCCCCGCACCAAGCCGCCCAGCACCAAGCCGCCCCGCACCAAGCCGCCCCGCACCAAUCCGCCCAGCACCAAGCCGCCCAGCACCAAGCCGCCCCGCACCAAGCCGCCCAGCACCAAGCCGCCCCGCACCAAGCCGCCCAGCACCAAGCCGCCCAGCACCAAGCCGCCCCGCACCAAGCCGCCCAGCACCAAGCCGCCCAGCACCAAGCCGCCCCGCACCAAGCCGCCCCGCACCAAGCCGCCCAGCACCAAGCCGCCCAGCACCAAGCCGCCCAGCACCAAGCCGCCCCGCACCAAGCCGCCCCGCACCAAGCCGCCCAGCACCAAGCCGCCCCGCACCAAGCCGCCCCGCACCAAGCCGCCCCGCACCAAGCCGCCCCGCACCAAGCCGCCCCGCACCAAUCCGCCCAGCACCAAGCCGCCCAGCACCAAGCCGCCCCGCACCAAGCCGCCCAGCACCAAGCCGCCCCGCACCAAGCCGCCCCGCACCAAUCCGCCCAGCACCAAGCCGCCCAGCACCAAGCCGCCCCGCACCAAGCCGCCCAGCACCAAGCCGCCCCGCACCAAGCCGCCCAGCACCAAGCCGCCCCGCACCAAGCCGCCCAGCACCAAGCCGCCCAGCACCAAGCCGCCCCGCACCAAGCCGCCCCGCACCAAGCCGCCCAGCACCAAGCCGCCCAGCACCAAGCCGCCCAGCACCAAGCCGCCCCGCACCAAGCCGCCCCGCACCAAGCCGCCCAGCACCAAGCCGCCCAGCACCAAGCCGCCCCGCAUCAAGCCGCCCAGCACCAAGCCGCCCCGCACCAAGCCGCCCAGCACCAAGCCGCCCAGCACCAAGCCGCCCAGCACCAAGCCGCCCCGCAUCAAGCCGCCCAGCACCAAGCCGCCCCGCAUCAAGCCGCCCAGCACCAAGCCGCCCCGCACCAAGCCGCCCAGCACCAAGCCGCCCCGCACCAAGCCGCCCCGCAUCAAGCCGCCCCGCACCAAGCCGCCCAGCACCAAGCCGCCCAGCACCAAGCCGCCCCGCACCAAGCCGCCCCGCACCAAUCCGCCCAGCACCAAGCCGCCCAGCACCAAGCCGCCCAGCAUCAAGCCGCCCAGCACCAAGCCGCCCCGCAUCAAGCCGCCCAGCACCAAGCCGCCCAGCACCAAGCCGCCCCGCAUCAAGCCGCCCCAGCACCAAGCCGCCCCGCACCAAGCCGCCCCGCAUCAAGCCGCCCCGCACCAAGCCGCCCAGCACCAAGCCGCCCAGCAUCAAGCCGCCCAGCACCAAGCCGCUCCGCACCAAGCCGCCCAGCACCAAGCCGCCCCGCACCAAGCCGCCCCGCAUCAAGCCGCCCCGCACCAAGCCGCCCAGCACCAAGCCGCCCAGCACCAAGCCGCCCCAGCAUCAAGCCGCCCAGCACCAAGCCGCCCCGCACCAAGCCGCCCCGCACCAAGCCGCCCCGCAUCAAGCCGCCCAGCAUCAAGCCGCCCAGCACCAAGCCGCUCCGCACCAAGCCGCCCAGCACCAAGCCGCCCCGCACCAAGCCGCCCCGCAUCAAGCCGCCCCGCACCAAGCCGCCCAGCACCAAGCCGCCCAGCACCAAGCCGCCCAGCAUCAAGCCGCCCAGCACCAAGCCGCCCCCGCACCAAGCCGCCCCGCAUCAAGCCGCCCAGCACCAAGCCGCCCCGCACCAAGCCGCCCCGCAUCAAGCCGCCCAGCACCAAGCCGCCCCGCACCAAGCCGCCCCGCAUCAAGCCGCCCCGCACCAAGCCGCCCAGCACCAAGCCGCCCAGCAUCAAGCCGCCCCGCACCAAGCCGCCCAGCAUCAAGCCGCCCAGCACCAAGCCGCUCCGCACCAAGCCGCUCCGCACCAAGCCGCUCCGCACCAAGCCGCCCCGCACCAAGCCGCUCCGCACCAAGCCGCCCAGCACCAAGCCGCCCAGCACCAAGCCGCCCAGCACCAAGCCGCCCAGCACCAAGCCGCCCAGCACCAAGCCGCCCAGCACCAAGCCGCCCAAGCUGCAAAUACUCCUCCCCCUGGCCUCCCCCGGGCCUCCCCCUGGCCUCCCCCUGGCCUCCCCCUGGCCUCCCCCUGGCCUCCCCCGGGCCUCCCCCUGGCCUCCCCCUGGCCUCCCCCUGGCCUCCCUGCAGUAA